AACACAUCCCAUGCAUACAACAUUUUGACCUUUUUAUUUAAGAAUUAGAGUAGAGUUAAAGAUAGGAGAAGUGAUCAGAAGUCACCAUGCACACACAGACGAAUCUAAUGUUUCUCAUUGCAGUCAUUGUGUCCCUCAUGCUUUCUCAAGGGGAGUCGCAACCAUGCGGGCCAUCAAGCAUCGACGUCCAGCAGAUGAACACCGGGAAGAAGGUCGGCACGCUCGACACGGUGUUCCGGGUGACGGUGGAGAACAGGUGCGUUUGCACGGUGAAGGCCGUCGUCGUCCAAGCCAAUGGCUUCACGAGCUCCAUCCCCGUUGACCCCAGGCUAUUCCGAAAGGCUGGGGACACAAGCUAUGUCGUCGGUGAUGGACAGCAGAUUGCGAGCACCAAUUCUGUCAUGUUUGAAUAUGCCUGGAGCCACUACUUCCAGAUCACUCCGGCUAGCGUGCAGGUUGAAUGCUAAGCUGAUUUAAGACAUGUACUUCCUUUGUCGCAAAAAUAUUGUAGGAAAAAUAAAAUUGUUAUUGUUAUCGCCGGUGAAGUUGCAUAAUGAUUGGAUUAAUAAAUUAAGGAUUAAUUGGUGUAUGACCACUGAAAAUAUAUAAAUGUAUGUUUGAUUGACUUAUUUAAUUUUAGAGGAAAA
Oryza sativa Japonica Group (Japanese rice) is the source of this 647-nucleotide messenger RNA. RefSeq names its product TPD1 protein homolog 1. Gene Ontology annotation, biological process: cell fate determination. The record is from RefSeq and is a predicted model, not a curated record. Lineage: Eukaryota; Viridiplantae; Streptophyta; Magnoliopsida; Poales; Poaceae.